UGCAGUUUAUGAGCCAUGCUCUGAAACUAGCUCUGUCUUUCCUUUCUGUUCUCAGGAAUGGAACCAGAUCCUGGGCUCAAGGACUGGAAGGGGGGGCCAUGUGUGAGAAGACCCUGCUACAUGGCAGGUAGGCAGACUGGCAGGCUGGAAGAGAUGGGAAGAAGCUUACAGAAAAUGCUAUAGGAGAACAAUCUUGGAGAACAAGGGGUUAAGUGGCUGAGGAAGAUUCAGCUCCAGAGGCGUUCCUCAUUAUCUGUAGCUGCUGCAAGAGAGAGAGUUAGGUCAACAAAGCCUAUGUCAUUGGUUUUGCUCAAAAUACAGUUCCAUUUGGAUCCUGCACUCCCUACACUGUUUCCAUUCACGGUGAUCAUUAUACAGACAAUUUCAGGUUAGGUACUGGUUUCCUGAGUCGCCCUUAUGAAUGAUGCCAUUUUCAGCACCAACUGCCUAUUGUUAAAGUGGCAGGGGACUUCUUUUCACCUGAGGAUGUGAUGUUGUUUCCACUCAGAAGAAGAUAAAGUCUCUCUAUGUGAACCCCUAAAAGGUGACCAGAGCACAUUUUGUUUCUACCAUGAAGCCAGCAGCAUUCUUGGUCUUUGUACUGGGAGCGAUUAUCAUCAUCAGCUACACUUUUUACAGAACUGAGACCAAGAUUGCCAUCUUCGGACGUCUCGUGGGGCAAGUGGAAAGGAUUCAUGUUGCUACAGAAGUUGAUAACAGAAGGACGACUUCGCCAGUCCCAAGCCAUAGUGGGAUGGAAUGGGCAGAAAAAGACAUAAGAGGUAUCCUCAAAAAACUAGACCAGCUGAUGCCCAAUGUAUCUUUCACGGAUAUAAAGACCACCACAAGUGCCAAGAACAGCAAAGCCACCGUAUUAAACCCCAAGGAUUCUUAUUGCAUUGGAGAUCCCUUGAUAGUUCGACUGGAUUUGUACAACCACUUGGGGAAGAGAAAGGAGUACGGAGGAGACUUCUUACAAGCGAGGAUCUACUCUUCAAGCCUUAAGGCCGGAGCAUCUGGGCAUAUUGAGGACCAUAAGAAUGGGACGUACCUGGUCAAUUUCACUUUAUUUUGGGAGGGCAAAGUCAGAGCAUCUUUCCGGCUCAUCAAUCCCAGUGAAGGAGUUUCUGCACUGUGGUCUGCGAGGAAGAGAGGCUACAACAAAAUAGGUUUCAGGGGCAGGUUUUUAAACGGAACAUUGAAUGUCUUCAGCGAUUGUGGUUUUCAUUUAGCAACAAAAGAAGAACUGUGUGAGUAUCUGGACAGGAGAGACAAGGAGACCUUCUACUGCGUGAAACCAAAGAAUGUGUCUUGUGAAGCUUUUGUUUCGCUUAAUUCCUACAACAAGCCCAUCUCAUAUCUCACAGCCCUGGAAAAGAGACUUUUUGACAGGUCCAACAUUGGAGCUGAGAUCCCGCAGGCAUUUGGGGAAAUAAGCGUUGCAGCUUGUGGAAGCAAGAAGACAACGGCAAGUGAGAAAUGCCAGGUUGGGAUGAGCUCCCCAUCUCCCAGUGGCUUUGCUUGGCAGAACCAGUGGCACCCUAUGUUCUGCAAUGUGUCCACAUUCAACACUUUGGAGCGGAUUAACACUUGCUUGGAACGAAAGCUAAUUUACCUCCUGGGAGACUCAACUGUGAGGCAAUGGAUCGAGUAUCUCACAAAGAGAGUGAAUACCCUUAAAUAUCUUGACAGCCAUGGAACUGGGAGGCAGCGGAAUUUGAUUGCUGUGGACAUGGCGAGAAACAUCCAAAUCCAGUGGAAAAAACACAAGCAUCCCUUCGUCACUGUUAUUGAGUAUAUGGUAAGAGAUCAUAACUACGUAGCUCGGGAGAUUGACCUGGUGGCAGGUGACAAAGACACAGUGGUUGUCAUCUGCCUGGGUCAACACUUCCGCGCCUUCCCCAUUGAGCUGUUCAUCCGAAGGGCAAUCAAUGCCCGGGAAGCCAUCCAGCGCCUUCUCCUGAGGAGCCCAGAUACAAAAGUCAUCAUCAAAGGGGAGAACACCCGGGAGGUGUCCAUAGAACAAGAACUAUUUGGGGACUUCCAUGGCUAUGCCCAGCACCUUGCACUAAAGGACAUUUUUCAGGAUCUGAAGGUGGGCUUCAUUGAUGCCUGGGACAUGUCAAUUGCUUAUGGGAUGAACAUACUUCACCCAUCAGAUCACGUGGUUGGAAAUCAGAUUGAUAUGUUUUUAACUUACAUAUGUUAAAACGCUAAAGCAAAGAGGAAGCAGAGAAUUACGAGUCAGAAAACGUAUCAAUGAAAGUUAUGGAACACUUUAUUUAAAUAGUGCACUUAGAUAUUUUGCUCCACUGGAUUUCCCUAAAUACCUUUCUAGCCUCGUAUCAUUUUCAAAUAGUGCCUGUUGAGAUGCUUCUGGGAAGCUGCCUGGGAUAGGGAGAAUAAUUGGUGUGGUUUUCUUCUGCACAAAUAUUUCCGUCAGGUAGGAGCAGACUCUUA
Messenger RNA from Lacerta agilis (Sand lizard), 2460 nucleotides. Its product is annotated as NXPE family member 4-like. The record is from RefSeq and is a predicted model, not a curated record. Lineage: Eukaryota; Metazoa; Chordata; Lepidosauria; Squamata; Lacertidae. The transcript has 7 exons. Bases 572 to 2209 code for a protein of 545 amino acids.